Molecule: messenger RNA, 624 nt
Organism: Lactuca saligna
Lineage: Eukaryota; Viridiplantae; Streptophyta; Magnoliopsida; Asterales; Asteraceae
Source: the annotation of a GenBank genome assembly
AUGUGCCAUAUGCUAUCUGCUGUAUGGCGGUCAUGCAUUUUUGUAAUGGGGAAAGACCUUUUAUACCAAAAGCAUCAAAUAUUUUCUUGCAAAAUCUUGGUUACAGAAGAUAGCAUCAAGGGCACAACACAACGUGACAAGGAGUUUUGGCAACGUAUCAACACGUACUACCAAAGUUCCAACACGACUAGCACUAUAACAGCUCAAACAAAUCUAAAUACACAUUCACAUUACAUGAACCCACUAGGAGUUGCAAUCAAUCAAAUUUAUUUAGUGUUGAAAAGUCAACACUUAAGCAGAUUGUCUGAUGAAGAUUUAAAAAACGGAGUUUUUCAUCAUGAUAGUGCAAGAUAUUCUACAAAUUUCAGUCAUGAUCACAUUUGGAAUUUGUUCAAAUAUAAACUCAAAUGGAAAUUCGUGAGCACUACAUUUGAGGCAUCUAGAUCUUCAUCUAAUGUACAAUACGUUAUCAACUUGGAUGAUAACGAAGAUACAACUCGUCCAAUUGGUACGAAGGCAGCCAAAAAGGCUAUAAAAGGUCAAGUUUCCAAGUUCACCUCGUCAUCAUGUAGUCGACUUGAUGAAAUACUUGAAAAACAUCUGCAUGAUAAAAAAAAACUAUGA